Molecule: messenger RNA, 1338 nt
Organism: Caenorhabditis remanei
Lineage: Eukaryota; Metazoa; Nematoda; Chromadorea; Rhabditida; Rhabditidae
Exons: 4
Coding region: 1-1338 (445 amino acids)
Cellular component (GO): oligosaccharyltransferase complex; endoplasmic reticulum membrane
Source: RefSeq, a predicted model, not a curated record
AUGAGGUGGUUACCUACUCUCUUGCUUGUUGCGUCAAUCGGAAUUCAACAAUCCUUUGCUGACCGGGUUCUUGUUUUAGGAGAAACAGCAGCAGUGAAGGAUUCGCACUCUGUCUUCCUCAAUUCUAUCAAAGAACGUGGGCAUGAAUUGACUGUUCGUGCUGCCGACGACGCACAACUUGCUUUAUUCAAACAUGGACAAUUGAUCUUCGACCAUCUUUUUGUUCUCGCUCCAGGAGUCCAGGUUUUUGGAGGAUCUCUUUCUCCCAUCGAAAUUUCUAAAUUUGUUGAUGCUGGUGGCAACGUUCUUAUCGCUGCUGGUUCCAACAUUGGUGACGCCCUUCGCGAAGUAGCCGUUGAACACGGUUUCGAGUUCGAUGAAGCUGGAACAGCUGUUAUUGACCAUCAUAACUAUGAUCAGACUCUUGACGCUGGAGACCACACAACUAUUGUUGUUGGUAAAGAUCAACUCAUCAGUGCAGAAUUAAUUGUUGGAAACGCUGCUAAACUCGGACCAGUUUUAUUCAGAGGAGUUGGUUUAGUCAGUGGAAAGUCGAACAAUCUUGCAUUGAAUAUUGUAAAGGCUUCUGGAACUGCUUUCUCGUCCGAUCCAAAAGCUGCUCGAGCAGUGAACCCAUCUAUUGCCGGAUCUCGAACUCUUCUUAUUGGUGGUCUCCAAUCUCGCAACAAUGCCAGAAUUGUCUUCUCUGGAAGCGCUGAAUUCUUCUCCAACACAUUCCUUGCAGCCAAAACGAAUUCAGUCAAUCCAUCGGUUCAAGGAGCUUCAUCUGGAAAUGCUGAACUCGCCAGCGCGAUUAGUAAAUGGGUGAUGAAGGAGAGUGGAGUUCUUCGUGUCAAAUCUGUUAACCAUCACAAGAAAGGAGAAACGGUCCCACCAGCUGAGGAUUAUUUCAUCACCGAAGAUGUUGUAUACACAAUUGAAAUCGAGGAGCUGAAGAAUGGAAAAUGGGUACCAUUCCAAGGAAAAGAUGUUCAGCUUGAGUUUGUUCGUAUCGAUCCAUUUGUUAGAGCUACAUUGAAAAACAACAAUGGUCGUCUCUCAGCUGCAUUCAAACUUCCAGAUGUCCUCGGAGUUUUCAAGUUCCUCGUUGAUUACAGACGAGUUGGAUACACACAUCUUUAUGAUGUGCAGCAGGUAUCGGUUCGUCCAUUGUGGCACACACAAUACGAGCGUUUCAUCCGAUCAGCUUAUCCAUAUUACGCCUCCUCCUUCUCAAUGAUGGCAGGGCUUGUGCUGUUCUCAAUUGUGUACCUCUAUCACAAAGACACUCCGAUCAAGGGAGCUAAAGUUUUGGAUUCGGAAAAGAAAAAGAACUGA